AGACUAUUAUGGAACCAACUACAAUUGCAGAAGAACUUAUCAACAGCUCUAACGACGUCGAGAUGGGCGAUGAAGAAGACGAAUUUGAAAUCAGCUGAUACGGCCAAACCAACGAAGAGGAUGACAAAUUCGAUGAAUUCGUAGGUGCCCUUCAAGAGAUUGUGAUAAAUGAAGAAUUUGAGACAAUUCAAAAUACCUUCUUUGGUAAAUAACUGAAUUCACUUCGAAAACACCGAGGAAAACAAAUUGAUAUACAUGGACAUCUUCAAGAAAUACAAAGAGGUCAUUGAGAAUUACAUAGAGGAAAUGCUAAAAGAAAUGAUCGCUGAUUUCAAUAUGGAAGAUUAUGCAGCCUUGCUUCCUGAAAGAAAGGAAGAAAUCGAUGAUCAACUCCUUGAAUUAAUAACCUCCUUCACUGAUUUCACUAUUUUCAAAGAACUCAUGAUCUCUUUUAGAAAAAUGGUGAUUGCAACAACUCCAAAACACAAAUCAGCCAAAGUUGCCGAGUUAGAAAAGGAGAUGCUGGAAAAGCAGAAUAUAGAGGUCCCUGAGGGGUUCGAACUACUCCAUGUUAGUGGAAGUAAGACCAAAAUUUAUGAUGAUUAAUUACCUAAACCUCCUUC
Moneuplotes crassus is the source of this 623-nucleotide messenger RNA. The record is from the annotation of a GenBank genome assembly. Lineage: Eukaryota; Ciliophora; Spirotrichea; Euplotida; Euplotidae.